CAACUUCGACCCCUGCUAUUUCUACGACUCGUUCGUCAUCCCCGAGAACCUGCACUUCUCCCAGCGCUUGUGACUGGUGGCGGGCUCGGACACCCGCCCUGUCCCCCCACCCCCACCCGAGGAGAGCCCGGAGGAGCCAGCCCCGGCCCCCAGGGUGGAAGAGCCCCGAGCAGCUACUCAGCAGCCAGACGUCACCCUGCUGCUUAUACGUCUCACGAGUCAUCCAGAAGAACCUGCACUUCUCCCAGCGCCAGUGGGCGGGCUCGGACGCCGGCCCUGCUCCCCCCACCCCUUCCCGCCACACCCCUCCCCCCCUCCCGCCACACCCGAGGAGUGCCCGGAGGAGCCAGCCCCGGCCCCCAGGGUGGAAGAGCCCCGAGCAGCUACUCAGCAGCCGGAAGUCUACGUCUCAUCAGUCAUCCUGAAGAACCUGCACUUCUGCCAGUGUCUGCUACUGGUGGCGAGCACGGUGCUCACAUUGCACCGAACGCCGGCCCUCCCCCCACCACCCCCACCCGGAAAGCGCUAGAAGAGCCGGCGCCAGUCCUGGCCCCCGCCCACGGGGGGGAGAAGCGCGGAGAUCCCCGAAUGGCCGCUCGGCAGCCAGACGUCCCCCCAGCCGACCCCCAGUCCUGCAGACCCCUCCACCCCAUCAGGAAGAAGCCUGCGACUACUCGGAUUACAUAUGAAUAUGAAGCUACUCAGACACAAGUAGACGUUGAUCACCAAUCUAAUGAAGUCACUUCGGUGUUUGCUUAUUGUGAAGAAGGCUUAGCGUCUAUAGUUGAUGUUCAUGCACUUAAGAUGCAUAAAAGUACACAAAUUUCUCUGAAAAGGCUUCCUCAUCGUAGUGUGGGCAUUCAGGCCAAAGUAAAAAUAUCAAGUAAACAAUCACGUGCUGCAACUACACAAACAGAUGAAUUAUGGUCUGUUCCUAGAACGUCUUCCCUAUUUGACAUUUACUCCAGUAAUUCUGAAACAGAAUUCUGACUGGGAUAUCAAGUACCUAUGCAGGUAGGUUAAAGAAGAGACAUCUUGAAUGUGGACAUCAUCAAAUCAUUCAAUGUAUUAUAGAUUUUAAUUCUUACCAAUGUGUAAUUAUUUCUUUUGCUGUUUUUCAUGAAAAUUUGAUGUUUCAUCACUAACAAGCCUUGUUUUAAGUGAGACAAAAAAAUUUCCUAUACUAAGAGCUACUGAAAUUGGUUCUGACAGCCCCUUUCUUCACCCUAUAUUCUUUUUAUUGGGGAGGGAAGAAACUAGCAGACCCAUAUAAAAGUGACUUUCCAGAGACAAUCAAGCAUCCGCUACUUAAGGAUAUUAUUAUUUUUGAAACUAUUUUAAAACUAUAAAACAACAACAAAAUGACUACGGGAAAAACCAAAUAAUAGUAAAUGAUUAGGAUAAGAGUUAGGAUGUUUACAUUUAGAUGGUUAUAUAUUUUGUUUAGUUCUAAUACCAUUAGAAUUGUGACUUUUUAUCUGUGGGAAUUCCUAGCAAAAGCUCUGUAUCUCAGAAAAUUUUCUCUGUAUAAUGGCGCAAUUGUUGGUUGGAUUUGAUUUACUUAAACUGUCUUGUAAGUCAGACUUCCAAGGUAUAGUUUUAGAUAAUUUAGAUUUCUAUUAAUUUCAUGCAUAGGAAUUGGUAAAGCCUUAUAUAAGACUGCAUUCCUAGAAGAAUUUCAAAUAUCUGUUCUUUGAUGACUUAGUUUUUCCUCUAUCAAUACCAUUUUUUACUUUUUAAUUCUAAUAAAUUAAAUGUUUAGAAAGUAUGUGCAAGUUAACUUGCAUCAACCGGGGAAAUUCCUAUGGCAAUAUCAUUCAAAUAGCUAUUCCAUUAUUGUGGUUUCUAGAGAAAUGUACUUUAUAUAUUGUAUUUGUUUUAAGAACAGUGAAACUUCCACUUUGCAUCUCUUGUAUACUAUUGGUUUUGUGCAGAUUGAUUGCACAUAUUUUAUCUCCAAGGGUAUAAAUAAUAAAAAGGGUUUUUGAAGUUCAUUUCAAAUAUGGAAAAAAAAAAAGAAGAAAACCAAAUUUGCCCAGAUUCAUAUGGCCUCAAAAAGGCUAAGGAAGUUUUCAAAUCUCUUAUAGCUGAUUCCAAGUCUCCCUGAUUCCACAACCUGUCAUUUAUCUCGAGUACCACAUAGUUGUGCUAAACCCUAUCACUUAGAAUAGUGUUUGGAAUAUAUUAUUAUAUCUAUCUGUUUAUCGGCAGCUAAAUGGCACAACAUAAGGAAAACUUAUCUUCCUGAGUUCAAAUUUGUUCAGAAACUUACUAACUUUGUGACUCUGGAUAAGUCACUUAAACCUGUUUGUUUCAGUUCCUCUUCAAUAUCUGUAUCAAGUAGGGGAAAAAUUGGUGACUACAGCUUCAGAACUGGGGGAUGGGGCUUACGUAAGGGCGAUGAAAUUCUUCAGGACCACAAAGGGAAUAGAGGCGGGAUUAACAGGUGUUGGAGGAAGAGCAGAUUAAUAGAUGUUUGAACUACGUCAGGCUGAAAUGUUAAAAUCCAAUGCAAAUUUCCUAAUUAUCCUAGUACUUUAUCUGAAUUUAAAAUUAUAUUAAAGGUUUCCUUUUGGUCUCCAACAUGUUUUCAUAUUCACUCCAACAAAGUAAAAGUAAACAGAACCAACCCUCAGCAUAUUUUUCAGCCUUUUCAUCCUCUCCACGAUCCAUUCUGGGUUUUCUUGGUAAAGUUACUGGAUUGUUUGCCAAUUCCUUCUCAAGCUCAUUUUUACAAGUAAGGAACUGAAACGAACAGGGUUCAGUGGCGUGCCCAGAAUCACGAAGUAAAUAAAUGCCGGAGGGCAAAUUGAACUCAGGUAGAUGAGCCCGACUCCAAGUCUGGGCAUGCUACCCAAAGUCAACGUAUCAGGGAACUUUUAGAGGAGCGUUUGUGGAUGAGGAUUGCCACUGGGCGGCGCCUUCUGCCUUUUGGUUUCUAACGACCGAAGGAUCGCUUGCUGGUCUUUUCCCAUGCCAAAGCUGGACAGGACCUUAAAGAGUUCCCUUAGUCCGCUCUUCCCUUUUUACGGAAGAAGAAAGUGAGUAUUAGAGCUAACUGCAAGGCAUUAGAGAGGUCCUUCACCCUCACUGGUGCACACUUUCCUCCACAUUUCCAUUACUUCGGAUUUCAGGCCAGUGCGCUUUUCGCUCUACAAACCGCGUAAUCAAUCGGCUAGAUGUAUCCAAUGAAUUAUCUCAAAGAGGAAAUGUCUGAAGCCACAUUUGAGCUCAAGUUUUCCUGAUUCCAAGGCUAGCACUCCAUCUGCUUCAGGUCAAAAUUCUCAUAAACCCUAACGCUUUUCACAAUGCUUGGAAUAUAAUCAUUAUAAUGAACAGUUCUCGGCGACACAGCACUUACUAGAUGUCAGGCACUGGGUUAGGGAUUUACAAUUGUUUUCCUAUUUGCUCCUCACAAAAAUCCUAGGAAGUGGGUGCUAAAACGAUCUUCAUUUUACAGGCGAGAUUAAACGAAAGUUUUAAUAGAAGAUUAGUGACACAUUCAGCUACUAGAUGUCCCAAGUGAGAUUUGAAUUCUUCCUUAAUUAGAAUUGGUUAGGAAAGAACUUCUCUAUUUUUUUUUUUGUUUGGGAGUUCGUUAUUUUUAAUAAUAGCUGUUAAUUUUCAAAAUACAUGUAAAGAUAGUUUUCAACAUUCACUCUUGCAAAGCCCUGUGUUCCAAAUAUUUCUCCUCCCUUCCCCCCACUCCCUCCCCUAUAUAGCAUAAUCCAAUAUAUGUUAAAUUUGUAUAAUUCUUCUAUACAUAUUUCCACAUUUAUCAUGCUGCACAAGAAAAAUUAGAUCAAAAAGGAGGGGAAAUGAGAAAGAAAAGGAAAAAACAAGCAAAUAACAAUUUUAAAAAGUUGUAAAUACUAUGUUGUGACCCAUAUUCAAGGAUUUUUCUUUAAAAUAAUGUAAGAGUUGGCUUUUUGACAGAGAAGAGAAUAUUAAUAACCAAAUUAUAUAGCGUUAAAAUUAAUUUUCCUCACUUUGAAAUAAAAUAUUUAUUCUAUCUCUA
Messenger RNA from Antechinus flavipes (yellow-footed antechinus), 4018 nucleotides. RefSeq lists its product as uncharacterized. The transcript has a single exon. The annotation marks the transcript as partial. NCBI's taxonomy places the organism in Eukaryota, Metazoa, Chordata, Mammalia, Dasyuromorphia, Dasyuridae. The record is from RefSeq and is a predicted model, not a curated record.